AUGGACGACGACAACCUCAAGUCGGUCUUGAAGCUGUGGUCGGAUCGAGAUCACACAAGUCCGUUGGAGGCUUUUCUCAAAGCUCCACCUCAAGCAGAGCUGGAGGCUGUCCUGGGCUUCAGUCUGAACCCUGAGCAUUACACGUCGCGGCCUGCCGACCGGUCGGACUCGAAGGGUGGGGAGGCUCAUGUGGUUGAGCAGGACACUUUGACGGAGUCACAAAUUGCGGCGGCGCUGUCGGAUGAGGGCAAGGAGCCCGAUCCUGCUGCGUUGCCUCCGCAGGAGGCGUGUGAGCCGGAGCCUGCGCCGCUUCUUGCGCUUCCUGUGGAGGCUGAGCAGUCCCCCAAGCCCAAGCCGAGCCCCUUCACAACGCCAGUGAAGCCCAAAGAGCCCGUCAUUGUGAUAUCCCCUGGCAGCCCCAUGGACUUCCAGUUGCAUGUAGAGAUUCCCAAAUUGGAGUCGUGUUUCGCGUACAUAUGCUCCAUGCAUGCAAGCGUGCGCGUGCUUUGUGUACUUAAGGCAACCACUCCUGUUCCUGUGGACAGUCCCCUUUCGGGGCUAUCGAGCCAGUUUGCCAGCAUGGAUCCCAACGUUCUUGAGAGCCUCCUUGCCCUUGUGAAGGAGAAGCUGCUCGUGUACUUCAGCCUUGUUCAAGCGCGCGUGUUUGUUUGUGAUGUGUCGCAUAACCUUCGGGCUUAUAAGAGCGAACUUAGGUCCCAGCCGGACCAGGACACGAAGAAGAAUGCGUUCGAACCACGACGUAGAAUAUCGUUCGGUUCAGAUGCAUCCACUGCCUCUGGGUCGAUCUCUUCAAAAGCCACUUCAGGCAGAAUGCGUGGCGGAAUUUUCCCUUUAUGA
Messenger RNA from Symbiodinium natans, 858 nucleotides. The record is from the annotation of a GenBank genome assembly. NCBI's taxonomy places the organism in Eukaryota, Dinophyceae, Suessiales, Symbiodiniaceae.